Messenger RNA from Neurospora tetraspora, 1278 nucleotides. RefSeq names its product oxidoreductase. Gene Ontology annotation, molecular function: flavin adenine dinucleotide binding; electron-transferring-flavoprotein dehydrogenase activity. The record is from RefSeq and is a predicted model, not a curated record. The coding region runs from base 1 to 1278 and encodes 425 amino acids. The transcript has 5 exons. Gene Ontology annotation, cellular component: cytoplasm. Lineage: Eukaryota; Fungi; Ascomycota; Sordariomycetes; Sordariales; Sordariaceae.
AUGGCUGCCAACGCACUCAAGAACGUUGUUGUGGUGGGAGGCUCGUAUGUUGGGAAGACCGCAGCCCAAGAACUAGCAAACCUCCUCCCGCCAACCCACCGAGUAAUCCUCAUCGAACCCCACACCCACUUCCACCACCUCUUCGCCUUCCCCCGCUUCGCCAUCCUCCCCUCACACGAACACAAAGCCUUCAUCCCUUACACCUCCCUCUUCUCCUCCUCCCCCUCUCCCUCUUCCCACUUGAUCCUCCCCGCCAAAGUCCUCUCCCUCUCCACCUCCCCCAACCUCCUCACCCUCGACCGCCCCGUUUCCUAUCCCUCCUCCCCCUCUUCAGAAAUGACAACAAAAAUCCCCUUCGACUACCUCCUCCUAGCAACCGGCACCCGCCUCUCCGGCCCCGGCACCUCCCCGCACGACACCAAGCCGCUCUCCAUUUCCUUCUUACAAUCCUUCCAACGCGCCAUCGCCUCUCCUGCCACUCAACACGUGGUGAUUGUGGGCGGCGGCGCCGUGGGGGUGCAAAUGGCUUGCGACCUCAAGGAACUAUACCCGUCUAAGCGCGUGACGCUCGUGCACUCGCGCGAGCAGUUGAUGCCUGUUUACCAUGAACGGUUGAGCGAGAUUAUCAAGGAGCGGUUUGGGGAGUUGGGGGUUGAGAUGGUGUUGGGACGGAGGGCGGUGGUGCCGGAGGGGCCGGAGGGGGGGUGGACUUUGCCCGGGCCGGGAGAGGAAGGAAACCAAAAAAUGGUGGUGAGGUUGGUGGAUGGGGAAGUGGUGGAGGGGGAUGUGGUGGUGCAAGCUACGGGGCAGAAGGCGAAUAAUGAGUUUUUGCAAGGGUUGGAUGAGGGCACUACUGAAGAGGAGAAGGGGAGGGUGAUUAAUCCGCGGAACAGGUUUGUGAGGGUGAAGAAGACGAUGCAGUUUGCUGAUGAACGGUUUUCGGAUUUCAUGUUUGCUGUGGGCGAUAUUGCGGACUCGGGGGCGCACAAGGCGGCGAGGCCGGGGAUGGGGCAGGCGGCAGUGGCGGCGAGGAAUGUGGUUAAGCUGAUAGAGGGAGGGAAGGCGGAGGACUUGGAGAGUGUGGAGGUACAGCCGGCGGCGAUACAUUUGACCCUGGGAUUGACCAAGAACAUCAUCUUCCGGAAUCCCAACCCGGCUGCUGGUCAGACGGAACCGACAUACACGUUGAAGGAUGAUGGCAGGGCGGAUAUGGGUGUUGAUCGGCUUUGGAUUAUGAACGGCAUCAAGGUUACCGGACCGCAGGAGUAUCAUCUGUGA